UUAUAGAAGUAUUGCCUCUUAAUCUAAUGUUCUGGUAUAUUUUGAGAAAAAAAAGUUCUCAUCCGCUUGUCGAGUAUAAAAUGAAGAGAAAUGGUAAACCUCUCAGAAAAUAAAAAAGACGUUGGUGAGCAGAACUAUCGUCAGGUAUCAGAUAAUGAACAAAAUGACUAUGGACACAGAAAGCUUCAUAGACGGAAAAAGUAGCAGACGAUCGGGAGUUCAAAUGGCAUUCAACGUCAUUAUCAUUGCUUCAAUUGUAUUCAUCGCUGUCAUUGGUCAAUACCAACUACUUAGACUCUCAAGUCGGGUCGAUAGUCAAGAUGUUCUUCUGAAAAUUUCCGAAACAGAGAAUCCAACAUCUGACAAGUCGAAGCGAAGUACCAGUUAUUGCAGUUGCCCACCUGGACCAAAAGGGGAUAAAGGAAGCAAAGGAGACCGUGGAUGGAAAGGAGAUAAAGGUGACAAGGGUGACACCGGACGUCCAGGGGCACCAGGACCUAAAGGACCACCUGGAAUGAAAGGUGUCGGCGUGAAAGGAGAUAAAGGAGACACAGGACCCAAGGGACCCCAAGGUGAAAGGGGACCGAAAGGGCCAAGUGGCAACGACGGGCCAAAGGGAAGUCGAGGUGAAACUGGAAGCCGUGGUCCCCAGGGAAGUAAAGGCCCACAGGGUGAACGUGGGCCACCUGGACCUCGUGGUCCACAGGGAACAACCGGACCCAAGGGUGCAAAGGGAUCUAUAGGACAAGCAGGACCUAAGGGUGACCGCGGCCCACCAGGACCUGCAGGUAAAGACGGAGAAAAAGGAGAUACGGGCAGGAAAGGUGAUACCGGUGCCCGUGGGCCAAAAGGCGAUACUGGCGAUAAAGGAGACACAGGACCCAAGGGACCCCAGGGUGAAAGGGGGCCGAAAGGCAAACAAGGUGACCAAGGACCAAAAGGGCCUCAAGGUAUUCGUGGUGAGAAAGGUCCACAGGGUUCUACGGGAGCUCCAGGACCUAAGGGAGAUCGAGGCUAUCCAGGCCCAGCCGGACCACCAGGUGGUGGUCACUAUUAUUAGAUGUCAUUGCUCAUAUUAUUUCGAUGUUCUAACGAUAACCAAUCGAGAGGCUUUAAAAAAUUCAUAUUUUCUGUCCUUAUUUACUGAUAGCAUCAUGACUAUUGACCAAUCAAAAGGUAGCAUUAUGGCUAUUAACCAAUCAACGGAUAGCAUUAUAUUGCCAUUGACUAACCAAUAGUUAACGUUGUUACAAUUUCUAAUAGUUUCUCGUCAGGUUAAAUAUAAGUUUUAUCUAUCUAUGAUUUCAAUAAAGACAAAUUGAUUGAUUGUAAUA
Molecule: messenger RNA, 1334 nt
Organism: Anneissia japonica
Lineage: Eukaryota; Metazoa; Echinodermata; Crinoidea; Comatulida; Comatulidae
Product: collagen alpha-2(IX) chain-like
Exons: 14
Coding region: 155-1060 (301 amino acids)
Source: RefSeq, a predicted model, not a curated record